AUGCCGGAAUGGAAGAAGGAUGCUUUCGGGAAAACUCCGACUUUUGGACAGAGAUCAAAGCUCUCUAUGCAGGAGCAAAGGGAGAGCCUUCCUAUAUACAAGCUGAAAAAGGAGUUGAUACAGGCUGUGCAUGAUAACCAAGUUCUGGUGGUCAUUGGUGAGACUGGGUCUGGUAAGACGACACAGAUGACUCAGUAUCUUGCCGAAUCAGGUUACACCACAAAAGGAAAGAUUGGGUGUACUCAGCCUCGUAGGGUCGCCGCGAUGUCUGUUGCCAAGAGAGUAGCUGAGGAGUUUGGUUGUCGUUUGGGAGAGGAGGUAGGGUAUGCGAUUCGGUUUGAGGAUUGUACUGGACCAGAUACGGUGAUCAAGUACAUGACUGAUGGUAUGCUUCUUAGGGAGAUUCUGACUGAUGAAAACCUCUCUCAAUACUCUGUUAUCAUGCUUGAUGAAGCUCACGAGCGGACAAUUCACACUGAUGUGCUGUUUGGUCUUCUGAAGAAGCUGUUGAAACGCAGGCUUGACCUUCGUUUGAUAGUCACGUCUGCCACAUUGGAUGCAGAGAAGUUCUCUGGGUAUUUCUUCAACUGCAACAUUUUCACAAUCCCUGGAAGAACCUUCCCUGUUGAGAAACUCUACACCAAACAGCCAGAAACCGAUUACUUGGAUGCAGCUCUCAUCACAGUUCUUCAGAUCCACUUGACUGAACCAGAGGGUGACAUUCUUGUGUUUUUGACGGGACAGGAAGAAAUCGAUUCUGCUUGCCAGUCUCUGUACGAGAGAAUGAAGAAUCUAGGUAAAAACGUUCCUGAACUCAUCAUUCUUCCUGUUUACAGUGCCCUUCCUAGUGAAAUGCAGUCUAGAAUCUUCGAUCCUGCUCCUCCUGGUACACGGAAAGUGGUUGUGGCUACAAACAUUGCAGAAGCUUCUUUGACGAUAGAUGGGAUUUAUUAUGUUGUUGAUCCCGGGUUUGCGAAGCAGAACGUGUAUAACCCAAAGCAAGGGCUAGAGUCGCUAGUCAUAACUCCAAUCUCACAGGCGUCGGCGGAGCAGAGAGCUGGACGUGCUGGUCGUACUGGUCCUGGUAAAUGUUACCGUCUCUACACUGAGAGCGCAUUCCGUAACGAGAUGCCUCCUACAUCAAUCCCUGAAAUCCAGAGGAUUAAUCUCGGAAUGACAACGCUGACCAUGAAAGCAAUGGGGAUCAACGACCUGUUAUCGUUUGACUUCAUGGAUCCACCGCAGCCGCAAGCUUUGAUCUCUGCUAUGGAACAGCUGUACAGCCUGGGAGCGUUGGAUGAGGAAGGAUUGCUGACAAAGCUAGGUAGGAAAAUGGCGGAGUUUCCUCUUGAACCGCCGCUCUCUAAAAUGUUGUUGGCUAGUGUGGAUCUCGGGUGCAGCGAUGAGAUAUUGACGAUGAUUGCGAUGAUCCAAACGGGCAACAUAUUCUACAGACCGAGGGAGAAGCAAGCUCAAGCAGACCAAAAGAGGGCCAAGUUUUUCCAGCCUGAAGGUGACCACUUGACAUUGCUAGCUGUAUAUGAAGCUUGGAAGGCUAAGAACUUCUCAGGUCCGUGGUGUUUCGAGAACUUCAUACAGUCACGAUCUCUACGGCGUGCUCAAGACGUGAGGAAACAACUUGUCAGCAUUAUGGACAAGUAUAAGCUAGAUGUGGUGAGUGCUGGGAAGAAUUUCACCAAGAUAAGGAAAGCAAUCACAGCAGGAUUCUUCUUCCACAGAGCAAGGAAAGAUCCACAGGAAGGUUACAGGACGCUGGUGGAGAAUCAAGCGGUUUACAUACAUCCGAGCAGUGCUCUGUUCAAAGGCAGCCCGACUGGGUGA
Microthlaspi erraticum is the source of this 1842-nucleotide messenger RNA. The record is from the annotation of a GenBank genome assembly. NCBI's taxonomy places the organism in Eukaryota, Viridiplantae, Streptophyta, Magnoliopsida, Brassicales, Brassicaceae.